GUAAAUUUUUCGAUCAAGCACGCCUUUAACAACAAUAUUUUCUUGAUUCACCCAAACAAAUGGCGCGAAUAAAGAGUAUUGCGUCGUUAAAAGACGCGCGGGUCAUUGUUAUAGAUGAAGAUCUAGAAGCAACAUACGCACGAUCACUGAUCGCAGGAUGGUUGUCUACAUGGAACGAACGGAAAACAAGUCGACCCAUCGACUUGUUGAGCUUCUCCUGCCCACAGAGAGCUGUAUUGAAUCUACCGGAUCCAUUUCGGUUAAUCGAUAUGAAAGUGCACGAUCUUUAUUCAAUUCGUCCAGAAAGUACUGAGGUCGAUGAGUGUAAAAAGCUGGAAAAUGUCAUAGAUCUCAUAAGGAAGGAUUCCACCGUAAUCGUAGAUUGUCUCAGUGGUUUAACUCUGAGCUUUGGCCUUAAGCAGGCAUUGCAUUUUCUGAACAAACUACGUUUUGAGGUCCAGCAAUUAAUUUGUAUUUAUCGAAGGGAUUUUUACAAUGUUGGCAUACCUAGAAUCGAUACCUUGGGUGAUUUCUAUAUUCGGCUAGAACAAUCGUCUCAAGUUCAAUCGAGUAAGAAUUAUAUUUACAAAGCAUUGCUCUUAGAGUGGAGGAAAAAUCCCAAAUACCAAACAGAGCUCGUUGAACAAGACCGUCUGACUUAUAGCAUUGAAUCUACACAAGUUAUCGUGAACACAAAUCGCAAAGUCGACGUGGUUAAAUCCGAUAAUGUGGAAAAAAUCCAAGCUUCGUUUAGAAUAGAGAUUGGUCCUCGGGAAAUGGAACAGAGGGAGAAAACUGUUUUACCAUACACGCAAGUCAGAGAUGCGUUACGUGGAGAAUCGAAAAUUUUCUAUCAACCCGACGAGACGGACGACGUGGACGAAGAAGAUCCCGACGAUGAUCUCCUCUUCUAACAAGUGUUUUUUCCAUGUGAAUCUUUCUCUAUAAAAAAUCUUAAAGAAAUAACACGUAUAUGUGAGAAGAAACAAAUUGGAAAAAUUAUUUUUCUAUGGAAUACGACGGAGCAUUUGUGCAGUCACGACGAAGAGCAGGGACCAUGAAUGUAUUUGCACGGGUUGUCAGAAAAAAAAGUUGGAAGGUUUUGAGCUCGGCCUCGCCACUGACCUCGGCCUUAGAGAAACAUCCAGUACAGAUUGAAAUCAAGUUCGAUUCGGCCGCACUUACCUUGUCGGGUCAACGAAGAGAGAUAAACUUUUUUUUCGGCGCGUUGCCAACGUUGCGUCGAUAUUCGGCAAGGCUCGAGGCAAGAAUUUAGGGUUGUAUGUUUCACAAGAGAACAUUUAUAACUUGUUCAAACCGAACGAUUUAUUAUACGCAGGUGUAAUGCGUCGGAGAUCGGUAAGACGCGUGUUUCCACGUGUCGAGAUAUAGGUGCAUGGCGCACGAGAAAAAAAAAAAAAAAAUUGGAUGCAGAAACGAUAAGUCAAGUCAAUCGGGAUUGAAUUACUUUACACCUUGGAUGAAAGACCGAACGUCGAGGGCGAAACUACUGGGUGUAGUUUGGCAACUGCAUAUCAACUCGACGCCUUUACGAUGAAUCAUCCAACCCUGUUUUAAAUUUAAAUGCUUUUCCGCCGUUUUGGGGAUUCAAAGUGCCAACCUUGAUGUCUGAAAAAUACUGUACAACUCGACCGAGCAAACGUCAUAACUCGAAGGAAUGGAUUUAAAUGGAAAGGCAACGAAUCGAGCAAUCGGUGGGAUAUUAAGGAGGGUUGUGCAUCGUUAAUAGCUGGAAUCUCGUCAGACCGUUAAUUCAGAACAUUAGCGACAACAACCCAUCCGUUUAAGCGACGAAAUAGAGCGGAAAAGGUUAUUUACUGGCAAUGGAACGGAGCAAGUCGUUUUCCAACAAUACGAGCACAUGCGAAAGCAACAAAGAACUGAGAAGUUCUCAUCGAGCACUGAGCAGAAAUCACAUUUUAAGGGCCAUCGCAAUCGGAGAUUCUCCCUCGGGUUUUAUCAACCUAUCUUACUCUGAUAUGAGAAUUACCGCGUACAGCUUAUUUUUAUUUUUUCCUGUAAAUAGAGAUUUCAUUGCAUGCCGA
Molecule: messenger RNA, 2066 nt
Organism: Orussus abietinus
Lineage: Eukaryota; Metazoa; Arthropoda; Insecta; Hymenoptera; Orussidae
Gene: Elp5
Exons: 2
Coding region: 60-914 (284 amino acids)
Biological process (GO): tRNA wobble uridine modification
Cellular component (GO): cytosol; nucleus; elongator holoenzyme complex
Molecular function (GO): tRNA binding
Source: RefSeq, a predicted model, not a curated record